AACAGGCAGUUUGUGCUCCUAAACGACGCCCCUGAGCUUUGCAGUAUCACAGAGGAUGUAUUAGAGUAUUCUUUGGCUAAUCUUUUCUUGACAUUAUUGUAAUUAUUUUAAGUUCAAGAGAAUUUUUUAUAGUAAUUCAAACGCCCUUUGGGUUACAGAGGCAUUGCGGCGUUCAAGGUUGUGCUGUGCACCAUGGGGGUCAAAGCAGCCCUUCCUAGGUAUGAGCUCUAUUUCUACAAUGUAGUGCUGUGUAUGGCAAUGUUCUGGGCUGCCAGAUGGAUCUUUGAAGUGUCCAGCUCAAAUACCAACAGAAAAACCUUCAAGACCAGUGUUCAGCCAGGAUGGUACUAUUCUGGCAGAAGAAUGGAUACGGCUGAUAUCGAGUGGAUGAUGUGGUUCUCCACGUUCCGAGAGCAUAUCAUCUUUGGACUCUCAGGUCACGUGAUCUUUGCCAAGAUCUGCUCCAUGAUGGCUCCUCAGUACAGAUCCAUGGUUUUCAUGGCAUAUGGUAUGCUGGCUGUUUUCACAAGUAUGGGCUGGGCCUAUGUCACUCUCAUCCUCUCUCACUGUGUGCUGCUGUACAGCAUCUCUCUGGUCAAGCUUAGGUGGCUCUGCUUCGUGGCUGGACUCACCACAAUGGCUACCUUUAAAAUGGAGCCCUUUAUUUCCUGGCAGGCAGGGUUUGUGAGUGGUUCUUUCGAUCUCCGUCCUGUCCUGUUUUAUGGUGGCAGUGGGUUCACCAUCAUGCGCUGCAUGAGUUUCGCUCUUGAGAACUGUGAGAAGAAGGACGGAAACUACAGCAUCUUGGAGCUCCUCAAGUACAACUUCUACCUCCCCUUCUUUUACUUUGGGCCCAUCAUGACCUUUGAUAAGUUCUACAUUCAGGCCAAUAACCCUAACCUGACCAGGAAAGAUGGGGAGAUGUGGAAUAUUUCCAUUCAGGCACUGCUAAACCUGGGGGUUAUUACCAUAGUGGCAAUCCUCUUUCAUUUCAUGUACAUUCUGACCAUACCUAGUGACAUGAAGCUCCUUAAACACAUCUCUGACUGGGCCAUUGUGGGAUUGGCCUACUUAAAUGUAGUGUAUGAUUGGGUGAAAGCAGCAGUGAUGUUUGGGGUGAUAAACACAGUGUCAAGACUGGAUCAUCUGGACCCUCCUAAACCACCGAAAUGCAUCACAAUGCUUUAUGUGUUCUCUGAGACACACUUUGAUCGUGGAAUUAAUGACUGGCUCUGCAAGUAUGUGUAUAAUUACCUUGGUGGGAAGCAUGAGAAUGUUUUGGACGAGCUGAUAGCCUCCCUGUGCACUUAUGGCAUCACGGCGCUCUGGCUGGGACCAUGCUGGGUGGUUUUCAUCUGGGCUUUCUUAAACUGCUUUGGCCUUAAUUUUGAAUUGUGGAUCGCCAAGUUCUUCACCAUGGAGCCUUUUAUUUCUAUUGAAAUGGCGAUCUCUGAUUCUAUGUCACGCAGGAUAAGGGCUGUGUUUAAUACCUUCAAUUUCUGGACUAUUGUCCUCUACAAUGUCUUGCUUCUGAACAGUCUUGAAUUUGCCAAUCUUGUUGCCAAGAGAUUGUUACUUAAAGGUUUUCCCUUCACCACCAUCACUGUGACGUUUGUUACAUACUGCUUGAUUCAGCUGAUUAAGGAAAGGGAAAGAAGCCAGGCUUUGAUUGAUGAUCCAGACCCAAUCCCCCAUCCUGCCUCUGUUCCUCCACCCACAGCUGCACCCACUACCACCACCUUGACAGCUCCCUGCACCACCCAGACGGAUGGAGCUGCCACCCAGCCUGUGGACCCAAACAAGGAAAAGGCAGAGUAGGGAUUAGACACAACGUUCCCAUUGCUCUGAAAUGGGUUUACUUACAUAUUUCUGGUCUUGGAAUUCUGUGGAUGAUCACAGUCUGAAUAUACAGAAAAAAAAGGAUGUUUUAAUAAUAGUACUGUAAGGAAAGAUGGUGUGUUUUAAAUGGCUUUUUGAAAAUUUUACAGGUUUUGUCAACUUUGAAUUACAGCAUGUACUCUCAUUGUCUACGUUUUAAAUUAGCGACAGUUCUACAUAAAUCUAAUAGGUGAUAGAGAUAUGUGCUUUGCAGUUAAAACUUAGAGGAUUGAAUUUAUUACUACAGAUUUUAUAAUCUAGUUUUAAUAAAAACUAUACUUACAUGCAAUUAAAGUGUUCUUAAGUUAUUCAUGCCUGUGUUCAAACACUGAUGAUGAAAUGAUGUAACAAAAUGAAUACAAAUUGAAGAUCACAAAGUUUCCUUUAAAAAUUUGUAACGUAGCUACAUUGAAAAAUUCAAAAUGAGUAACAAUGUCUAUGUCUCUCCAUUGGUUUGCCCUUCUAAAUUUUUUAGAUUUAAUUUUCCCACAAAUUGCUGUGGUUAAUAAAAUGUGUAACUUGUUUACAUUUCAAAUUUCUGUAAAAAGGAAAAAGAAUGAAGUUACAGUCAUAGACUAGCAUCACUUAAAUCUGAGAUUAUGCUGCAGUCUCUGGUAUGUUGCCUCAAUGACAUUAUUGUUCAAAUUAAACUAUGACUAAAA
Myxocyprinus asiaticus (Chinese sucker) is the source of this 2540-nucleotide messenger RNA. RefSeq names its product protein-cysteine N-palmitoyltransferase HHAT-like protein. Gene Ontology annotation, cellular component: endoplasmic reticulum. Gene Ontology annotation, molecular function: acyltransferase activity. The transcript is spliced from 12 exons. Lineage: Eukaryota; Metazoa; Chordata; Actinopteri; Cypriniformes; Catostomidae. The record is from RefSeq and is a predicted model, not a curated record. Bases 193 to 1818 code for a protein of 541 amino acids. Gene Ontology annotation, biological process: negative regulation of N-terminal protein palmitoylation.